Messenger RNA from Tetranychus urticae (two-spotted spider mite), 1229 nucleotides. It is a transcript of the gene Dysb, whose product is annotated as dystrobrevin binding protein dysbindin. Gene Ontology annotation, cellular component: cytoplasm. The record is from RefSeq and is a predicted model, not a curated record. Gene Ontology annotation, biological process: negative regulation of protein kinase activity. Lineage: Eukaryota; Metazoa; Arthropoda; Arachnida; Trombidiformes; Tetranychidae.
AUCAAUAUGAAAAAUAUCUGAUAUUUGCUAUUUGUUGUUUUGAUUAAAAAUCUGGUCCUGAAUUGCAAAUCUCUAUUUUAUUAUGUGGUCAAUUUAUUGUUAUUUUAUACUUAAGCAAAUCCUUUGACCUCAAUCAAUAAUCCGAUGAAGACAACAAGCAUGUUUGACAACUUUCGUGAUAAAAUACAAAACGUCCAAUCCUUGUCAUCUGGGUUGUUGGAACUUUCAAUUGGAGAAAAGAAGAGCAAGAACCCCGUGAAGGGUGUCAAUCUAAACGCCGGUUUCAAGCUACUGUCAUGGCACCAAACUCAUUGGGAAAAAUGUCAUCAAACCACUCAAGAAAAUGCUGAACUGGCAGAGAAGGUUGCUCACCAACUAGAAAAAUAUGAAACUUGUAUAACUAGACAACAGAAUGCUGUCAAAAACUUUAUCAGUCUAUGUGAAACUCUACCGCAACUAGAAGAGAGUAUCUCAACAAUAGGUGAAGAUCUGAAUUCUUUAAAGCGCAACAUACUUUGUUUGGAAGAGGCCUUAGACGAAUUAAAAAUUCGUAAAGAAUUGGAAAAUUUAAUACAAUUUAAAGUAGAUCAGAAGUAUAGACUAGCUCGCUAUAAAGAUUACAAAAUAAGUGAACUGGAGUCGUUGAAAUCUCGUUUAGCUGCGGAUCACGCAAAGAAGAUCGCCAAUUAUGAAAAGCUAGAGCUUUUGAAGUUAAAAGAACGACAACUAGCAUAUCAAGCUGCCUUUGAAGAAGAUUUAAAUUUUUAUAAAACUCACGGAAAGCUGAUAAAUAAAACCGACUCGGACGAAAAGAUAAAAUCACUUGAGGAAAUUGAAGUAGAGCCCGAUGAAGAAGACAAAAAAGCUUUGGACCAAUUUCUCGAAGAUAAAGACAUAAUUUAAACUGAGCCUACAAUUUACAUGAUUUGAUCUCAGUUGUUUAUCAACUUGUUUUUAUAUGGUCUUUUCGUUCCUUAGAAGAGUCAAAUUUUCGCAAAGAAAUUGAUAAUUUGCGCCAAACUUUAAAAGAAACAUUCUCUGCAAUACCAAUCGCAAUCGAUUUGUUGGAACUAUCCAUGUGUUUUUGAUAUUCAAAAUCUAUAAUUAUAAUGUUAUGUGUCUAUCGCAACUGGUUGUUUUAGGCCAAUGAUUCGCAUAUUUUUAUGAUUUUUGUAAGAGUUUAAAUUAAAAGAUAUUGACUAUAACUCUACUUUUAGAUUAUGAUCAAA